UAUAAAGCUCCCCAAUAUCUAGCUAUAUAAUAGAUACAGAAGCACCUAACAAGAACUCAUACAAUACUUAGUAAUACUAUACCAUUGUGUAUAUAAACAGUAAACAAUAAAAGCACCACAGGUGCUGAUGCCUCGGUGGAGAUGCCAAAGCUACAUAACAUAAAGCUACUAAUAGCUUUUAUGCACAUGAUAAAAACAAUUUAAUUUUACUGCAUGCAAAAACUCAGAGAGUGGGUAAUGAUCGACCAUGAUUGUUGUUAAAAACGAUCAAUGCCAAAAGUUCAAGUCUAAAAUUUAAUGGCUGCAUUAGCAGAGCCUUGCAGCUCUCUUCUCACUCUUGCAGCUACCAAUAGCUAGCGUUCUAGUGCAGAGCUAACUACUAAGUAGAAUAGCAACACUCGGUAAACAAGUUUGGCUACGUGCUCUUCUGAAAAGGCUGCAAUGGCAUUCCAAGUAAGCAAAACUAGGCAUAACUCGAGAACGAAGCAUUAUUUUGCAAAUCCACGAAUUAAAAUCCAAGUAAACAUGACUAGAAGCCUAUAGAAACUCUUACUUGCACUUGAUAUUCAUCCUUGAGCAGCUGUAGCAGUCUACACACACAGAGAGACAGACAGACAGACAGACACACACACACAGACACACAAACACACUACCGUAUACCUCGCAUGCGCACCGAGGCAUAAUUAAAUUGCUAAGAUAUCUAUUUUCAAUACAGCAGCCAUGCAGUAUGUGCUAAAGCUAGCUGUGCAUGGCCCAUUGUUAGCUAGUAGAAAUAUUUAAUCACUGCAAUUAAUUACUGCAUGAUUUCCUGAUGGGGAGAGCUGUUCAUGAAACUAUAAAUCUGUACUGUUCUCCCUGAUGAGAUUAGACUUGAGUCUAGAAUAGCUAAAAUUAUGAAGAGAGUUGCAGUGAUAGGAGCUGGGGGUUCUGGUAUCUCUUGUGCCAGACACCUCAGUAGGUUUCCCGAGACCUUCCAGUUUACUGUGUAUGAGCAGAGUGAGCAGGUGGGGGGUGUAUGGGUGUACGACAACCCCACUCCUGGAAAAAUACCGAAAGACGUGAGAGUUUCUUUACAGAAUGGCACUAAGACUUCUUUAUAUAGAAGCAGUAUCUACAAGAAUCUGUGGACUAACCUUCCUAAGGAGAUCAUGCUGUUCCCUGACCUACCAAUGGAUGACAAGCAACCAUCAUUCCUCCACCACUCUGACAUAAAGACUUAUCUCGAGAAGUACAUUCACAGCUUUGGGUUGGACAAAUUCAUUCAAUUCGGGCAUCUAGUGGAAAACGUUUCUCCCGUACCCAUGGGAGAUGACUCAAGUGCAGCAGUUGACAUGGUGAAAUGGGUGGUCAGUACAAGAUGUGUGAAGUCAGGGGAGUCAAAAUCAGAAGAGUUCGAUUUUGUAUUCAUCUGUAGUGGACACUUCUUUGAGCCGAACAUUCCGGACUUCAAAGGCCUUCUCUCAUUUCCUAGACCAGUCAUACACAGUAACUGUUAUCGAGAACCAGAACCUUUUGCUGACAAAGAAGUGCUUGUGAUCGGAGUUGGCCCCUCGGGACUUGAUAUUAUGCUCGAUAUUACUAAGCACGCUAAAGUAGUCUACUUGAGCAGUAGGAGAGAGUAUUUGAAAACAAAGGUACCAGAUAAUAUGGAGUGGCUACCCGAUGUUUCUGAACUCAAGGAAAAUGGUCGUGUUUGUUUCGAGAAUGGUGAAGAGAGAAGUGUGGACUGUGUUGUUCUGGCUACCGGCUACUUGUACUCUUAUCCAUUCCUCAGUGAAGAGUCUGGCAUCAAGGUUGUCGAGGGAAAGAGAGUUGCUGACCUUUACAAGCACACCUUCAAUGUCACCCACCCCUCAAUGGCGGUCGUCGGUGUGAACACUGGGUAUAUUCCGUUUCCGUCAUCAGAUCUCCAAGUUCAGUGGAUUCUGGCAGUGUGGUCAGGAGCAAUGAUACUUCCCCCAAAACCAGAAAUGAUCCAGGAAAUCGAAGAUAUUUAUAAGAGCCGAUUGGAAGAGGGACUGUCUGCUCAGAAAGCUGGACAUUACCUUCAAGAGAAACAGUGGGAGUUGUACGAUCAAUUUGCCUCUCUGGGGGGUCUGAAGCCAAUGCCCCCUGUAAUUAAGAAGCUCUAUAAUACCGUCUGUCAGAUCAGAAAACAUCAGAUAAUGGAUUUCAGAGAAAAUAAUUACCAAGUUGACGGAGAGGACAGUUUUUUCUUGAAAAACUACAACUACUAAACUUAGUAUUAAUUAAAGGCGAUUUUGUAUAAUUAUCAUGUUGAAGUUAAGUGUAUCUGUGAUCAAG
This is a messenger RNA of Halichondria panicea, 2304 nucleotides long. RefSeq names its product flavin-containing monooxygenase 5-like. The transcript has 3 exons. The coding region runs from base 894 to 2237 and encodes 447 amino acids. The record is from RefSeq and is a predicted model, not a curated record. Gene Ontology annotation, molecular function: flavin adenine dinucleotide binding; NADP binding; N,N-dimethylaniline monooxygenase activity. NCBI's taxonomy places the organism in Eukaryota, Metazoa, Porifera, Demospongiae, Suberitida, Halichondriidae.